Messenger RNA from Phycodurus eques (leafy seadragon), 2220 nucleotides. It is a transcript of the gene sec22c, whose product is annotated as SEC22 homolog C, vesicle trafficking protein. NCBI's taxonomy places the organism in Eukaryota, Metazoa, Chordata, Actinopteri, Syngnathiformes, Syngnathidae. Bases 234 to 1145 code for a protein of 303 amino acids. The transcript is spliced from 7 exons. Gene Ontology annotation, biological process: endoplasmic reticulum to Golgi vesicle-mediated transport. The record is from RefSeq and is a predicted model, not a curated record.
UGUUGUGUUAGCUUCUGCUUGGCUGCCUAGUCUGUUAGCCCCUAAUAACAUAAUAAUCGGGAUUUGUAUUUCGACUUGUGGUUAUUAAAUAAAACUUACUAUUACACACGUAACUCGCGCCAUGCCGGUGCUGUGCUACUUUACACCGGCAGAGUAGUCAGCUAAAUAAGCAAACUGGCAAAGUGCAGAAUGAAAGCCUUUAUUCUCAUGAGACAGAGAAGCACUCAUGGAUCAUGUCUCUGAUCCUGUUCGCCUUCGUGGUGCGACUGAGGGAUGGACUCCCUCUUUCCGCCUCCACCGACUUUGAGCACAACCGAGAGCUGCAGGAGAGGAAGCAGCAGCUCAGGACCAUCAGCAAGACACUGGCCCUCUUCCCAGACAGAGCCGCGGUCAAGGGCCAAGAGCUCAACAUAUACUUGGUGUCUUCAGAGGGCGUAACCUACAUGAGCGUGUGCCACUGCAGUAUUCCCAUUGCGAUGGCCUUCUGCUUCCUGGAAGACCUGCGCUGGGAAUUCACAACCUGCUACAAUCACAGCGUUGUGUCACUGGCAGACAGACCAUAUCCAUUUUUGGAAUUUGACUGCACCAUUCAGAAGCUGAAGCAGCAGUACAACCACCGGGGUGGCCCGGCUCUGCAGGUCACCUUGACGGAGGUCCAGGAGGACCUGAGGCUCCGCCCACCACAGAUUCUCACCGUGGAGGAGGUUGAGCUCACCAACGGCUCUGCAAACGGCCACGUGCCGCAAUCGGCCGCCUCUGGCCAGAUUGUAAAACUGGAACCAGUGACGGGGCCUGGCAUCCUUUCGCUGGUCCUCAACAUUAUGUGUGCAUCCUUAAAUGUCACCCGCGGCGUACACCUCAUAGAAUACACAUUCCAGGAUGACUACAACAGCGUGUGGAACAUCGUGGCUUUCCUUGUGGCAUUCAUUUGCUGCCUGCUUCAGUGCCACCUGUACGUCUUCCACUCCCCCCGAAAAGCAGCCAAGUCCCUGGGCCUGCUGAGCGCCGUCAUCCUAUGCAACGUCUUCCUCCACGGGCUGAGGAACGCCUGGCAAAUAGCCUUCCACAUUGGUGUGGCCUCGCUGUCAACUGCGCUCAUCCUCCGACGUAAAGUCCAAGACAGGAGCAACGACUGCGGAGUCUGACGUGUCAAUACAUUUUGUUUCUAUUGCACUUUUUCUACAUUUUAUACAGGGAAUUUCUGUCUCGCGCUACACUUUGAAAGCCAAAAGGUUCAACUUGAGACUUAAGUGAGUAAGUUUUGACCCAAACAUACUAAUAUACAUAAUAUAUUGCCAUGACAUCAACAGCUACUGUACGUAAACAACAUAGAGAACAUUAAUUUAAUACAGUAAUCAUGAUUGAAAAAUCCAUUUGCCUAGAAAAAAUAUGAGCCCCUGGACACCAAUUCACCAAUCAACACAAAAUUCGGUGGACAUGUCUAUCCUGACAGUAGGCAUGAAAAAAAUAUCAUGGAGCCAUGCCAGAAAUUGAAAAGUAAGAUUUGAUGAAUUUACACAAAAUAGCUGUUUCAAACCAAAAUGGCAAAGUUGCUGUUUAUUUCCAGGCAUUGUUUCUUGAGACUUGUUCGUGGGUCCUGUAAUGAAAAACAUGUUCACCCAAUUUCGUAUCGAUAGGUGAAACUGGUGAGGGGCUAUUUUUUUUCAACUUUCAAGGUGAGUUUUUGGGGUACGUGUUGGGGACCCCUAAGAUACCAAACUUUGGGCACCCAAAAGGUGAUUUAUUAGUCUGAGGAUUGCUAAUAUAAGGAUUAUAAAAGCACUGAUUUGAAGGGUUGAAUCAUAUUUCUUAACGUAUUGUUUUUAAGACAAUUGCUGCUUAUCAGGGGCUCAGCUUCCAAUUAUUUAUAUGUAUGUUUGCUUUGCUUUUUUAUUCUAUCUCUAUAUUCGGAGUUUCUAAAUAUACAUUACCGGUAUAUAAUUUUAUUGGGAAAUUUGUUUAAAAAUUUUAAAUGAAGGCACAUUUAGGGUAAAGGAGUGAUUGUUGAAUUGGAGAUGUAUUAUAUCUAGUCUGUCCUUUUCACAGAGCACUGGCAGCUAUUUUUGAUGAAACCAGUAUUUUUUCAGACAAGGAAGACUUUAUUGUAACGAUAAAAUGCAUCACCCUUCCACAUUGUUGACACAAGAAACUGAUGCCCUCAAUGUUCUAACCCACGUAACAGAUUUGUAACAUUUUUGCAAUAAACUUAGCUGUCUUGAA